Molecule: messenger RNA, 286 nt
Organism: Cylicocyclus nassatus
Lineage: Eukaryota; Metazoa; Nematoda; Chromadorea; Rhabditida; Strongylidae
Source: the annotation of a GenBank genome assembly
AUGGUCUUUCGUUUCAUAAGGGCAUUACUCAAUAACGAGAGGGUGAUCCAAGAGUUAUCAGAAUCAGCACCGAUUCGAGCACUUGCACGAGCCAUAGUGAGGGGUACAAAAUCAGUCGAAGGCAAAGUACAAAAGCUUGACAUAGGAGCAAAAGCAGAAGCAUUGAAGAAGAUAUAUGAGGAGGAGUACAAAAAAGCACUGAAGAAGUAGAUUUAGUAAUUCCGUGUGAUAUGUAUAAAGACCUCUAAAUGGAUGAGUACCGGUGGUGCUAGGUUUUAUAAUGGGC